GCCAGCCCAGCCCGCAUUAGGUUACAUCCCCUCUCCGCCGCCGCGCUCUUUACUCUCCCCCCCGUCCGUCCUGCCCACUCUCCACUUCACUUCACCCGUCGUCUCGUCUGGCAGCCCAGGCCUGUGCUGUGCUGUGAAAGGUCGUAGGCAGCCUGCGCCGUCCGGCCCCGUCCUGUGCGCUCUCUCUUUCUCUCCGUCUCUCUCGCUCUCUCGCUCUCUUCCCUUAUCUUGCCCCAGCGGAGCUGACCCCAGCCCCAAGACUUUCCCCCAGACACCGUUGUCGAAACAGGCUAUUGGCUUUCCCUUCCUGGCAACUUAGGCGAGGGAACUUUUGCUCCCUCUCACCUCCUGCGCGCGUGGCUUGGCCUCCACAGCAGCGGCAGCAGCAGGCUCUCACCCUCGCCAACGUCGACGCUGGGCAACGGUGCAGCGACCCAGCCAGCCGUCGUGGGGAGAGCGCCCUAUCGAUCUCCUGUCCACAUCAGUCAACUCCCGGCGACGAAAUCGACCCUGCCCAUCCGUCUUCGCCUUACCAUUUCGAUCUGAUACGACGUCGGCCGGCCUGCUCUCGUUCUUCCGUGGUUUUGUGCCCUCAUUCGUAACGGGGCGAGUAUGGGCUCUCCUGCCGGCCUGGCAGUCCUUUCGUCCUCCGUCCCGGUCUGUUAACCCGGCUCGCCACUGCCACGAGUGAUGAAUCCUCGUGUCGGCGACUGAGCUACCCCCAACCGAGGCUCUCGACUCGUUCGAGUCUCGCCCAUCAAACUGACUGACUUCCAGCCGGCCGACCGAGCGUUCUCGCUCAGUCUGUGUGGCUCGUCGUCGUCAUGUUUAACAAUCAGUCGAAUAAGCCUCAUCCCACCGGCUAUGACAACGACACUUUCGGCUUCUCCCCACAGCCCUGGACCAGGUUCGACACAAACCAUGGCACGACAUCGUCGGCGGUACCCCCUCACCACUCUAGCCAUGGAGGCAAUCAAUCUUUCCACGCCUCCACCGACAUGGACUGGUCAACAACAUCGUCCGAAGUUCCGUCCGGCUACCAUAACGACGACGCCCAAGGUCCCAACGAAAUGGAGCUCGACAGUCUGGCGUCUGGAGGCGGCGUCGGCCGUCUGGUAGCCCAUUUCGAGAACAAAAGCUUCAACCCGUUCGAGAACAAGAGCCCUGCGCCUCCGCUCCCUCCCCGGCCCAGCCACAGCGUCCAGAUCCCUCAGCAGUCACCCCAAGUCGUCCAAAGGCCUCAGUUUGACAAUAUCGGAUAUUUUGGUUCGCACGGUACCGCCUCGAACGGCUUCAACCCCAAUCGCAUCGCGACGCCAGUCCAGAGCCCCGUCGAGUCCCAGUGGGGCUCGUUCAGCAUGCAAUCGAGGAUGAUGAGUCCUAUUGCGACCAAUUCGCCCGCCAUACCGUUCAGUGGAUUCCAGGACAAUUCUCGCGUGACCAGCCCAGGGGUCGGGCCUUCGUCUGGCCCGUUCGGGAAUCUAGAUGACUUCAUGUCCGGGAACCGAGUUCAAAGCCCAAUCGCGCCCUCGCCCAUGCCGUCGUCUCAAAUGGCACCGUCGCCGAUGAUGGCCUCUCCGUUGGUGGCGUCUCCCACGCAAACGGCACCGCCAGUGGGAGGCACGCCUGGGUUCGAGAUAUGGCGCCCCCCAGGAUCGGUUACUAUCAAGACGGAGCCUCAAACCCCCAACCCGAUCGCCAGUCCCGGCGGCUACUUCAAGCCGCCCGUACCAACGACACCGAAACCGAACAUGAACGCCGGAAACCAGUUCAUCCUUGAGUUUAACCCCACUGCCAGUGCCAAAGCCAAGGGUAAGGCUCCCGCGAAGCCUCCAAGGCCGCGGGUCUUGCCACCAGUGCCGGCACCAUUCAGUCCAGAGGUGAAGCAAGAGCCGGCAACACCGCAGCCCUCCGAUGUGCCGCCUUCAUCCACCCCUCUGUCGAAUCAGAGGCAAGGAUCGAUUACUCUCCGUGCUCAGGGUGGAACUCGACCGUCACGGGAACAGGUUCCUGCUGAGGCUUGGGAGCAAUUCAAGUCAACCAUCCGAACCCUCUAUCUCGAGGAGAGAAGACCGCUGAAAGAAGUCAUGGCUAUCAUGGCCGAAAAGUACAACUUUCAAGCAACACCAAAGAUGUACAAGACGCGAUUUUCUCAAUGGGGCUUCGUAAAGAACAACACAGAGGAGGAAGUUAAGCGGCUAUUGUCGAUGAAGUUCCAGCGCGACGCCGAGGGUAAGGUGUCCGAAUUCGUCCGAAACGGAAGGGUCGUCAACCUGGGCACAUAUCUGAAGAGGAAGGGCGUGACCGAGUACGACCUGAUCGACUUCGAGCUUCCCGCCGAUCUACCAGCCCAUGUGCGAUGCCGGACGCCGACGCCACCUCCAACACCAGGCUAUCUGCAGUCGCCGGACCUCGUGCGAGCCCAGGAACUGGUCGUUGGGAACAUGAGGAAGGCAUUCCUCCACAGCAGGCAGUUUGAGGUGGAAACGGACGCCCAGAUUGGCUGGCCCGUGACCAUGGUCUGGGGCGCGGGAUCGAGCGAUUUGCUAAUGGAGGCCAACUUUUAUUUCGAAGCCAGGGACGCCGACCAGGGCGGCCACUUCCUCAUGCGGGCGUUCAAGCAGCUGGAGCUUGACCUGAAGAAGCUCUCCCCGCUUGGCAUCAAUGAGCUCCUCCUGGGCAUGGUUCAUCGUGACCCCGGCAUGAUGACGGCGCUUUGCAAGUACCUGGCGGCGUACUCGAGCACCAACCUGGAGCGGUCGCAUCCCCUUCGACAAAUCUUCACUUGCCUGUACGAGGUUCAGCAAAAGCACGGCUCUGUGACGCUAUCGGAGCUGCUCUGGGGGAGCUUCCCGACAAUCGCGGAUGAGCUCGAGGCCAUAUAUAGCCGCCGCCACCCAUACGUUGCACGGACGUGGAUCGAUCUGGCCCUGUUUUAUAACCACGUCAACCCAGAGCGACUGGAGAAGCUCGUCAUUGAGCUGCGGGCGCUCCAGCGCCCCCUGGACCAGCGGCAUGGCACCAAUAGCGUCGAGUCGCUGACGUUGCGCUACGCCAUCCUGCAGCUGCUGUAUGCUGCAUCGCCGAACAGUGACGCGACGAAGCAUGCUGCGCAUGAUGUAUGGCACCAUAUGCGCGGCAUGGGCGUGGUGUUUCCCGUUCGCGACGCCAAACCCAACGUCUACUGCUAUCACAGCCCGGUCAAGGUGGACCCGUGGACGAAGCGAUGUCGACGACGAUACGAUUCUGGCGUCGCCAUCUUGGAGACCCAUGUUGGGGUCAAGGUACACCCGUAUUUCGAGGAAGACUUCCACACGACUGUCCAUGCGCCCGACGCUCAGGAGGCGUGGUCAUCGGCCAUCAAUCAUAUGCACUCGUCGAAAUGGUCUUUCAUUUAACCUUGUCAUUCUGCGACUAAGCGUCGCUGCUUUUGCUGAAUUGACGGCCUGGAUAAACGAGCAGAAAUCUUUAGCUGCCUGUUAAGUUUGUUGGGGUAGGGGGGCACGAUACCACACGAGAGACGGCACCAUUUGAGGCGACAGAAACCUUUUAUCCCCCGGGUGAAAAGAAAUCGCAGCGAGCAACGCGCUGCGCAUCUUGGUGUCUUUUUUUAUCAAUCAUCUCUCUCAGAGCCUGGAGUCUCGGCACAGUCGAAUGUUUUUCAUCUGCUUUGGGGGUUUUUCACCGUCAACAUUCAUCAUCUAGUAUAUCCGCCCGCUGGGUUGCUUUAUCAGGCCGGCGUUUUUGGAUGUUUAUCAUUGCCAUACAAGCGGCAUGGCGAUUGUGUAAAGUAUAAGGUGAGAUCUGGUUUUGGGCAACGCUGUCGACGUUGGUGUGGAGACAGAGGAUGAAAAGGUUGAGCGGCUGGCUGGCGAUUCACGAUGCUGACGACGCUGACGAGGAUCGAGUGGCAGGCGGGUUGCUGGUGGCGAAGAAGGAAGACGGCCUUUGAGCCAACUCAGUUGCUUUGGACGUGGAUGGAGGAGACACGAGGGGAAGAUGGGGGAAAGUGGGCUGAUGAGAUGGGAAUUGCUCCAGAAGCCGAGUCACAGGCGUGGAAAGCAAGGCAAGAGCAGCCGAGCUGUCUCUUGCCCAAACAACAUCUUAAGGCAUCUACGGCCUCGCAAACGCCAGAGGCAGCGACACAAACACAAAAUUAAUGAUGCAGAACAUCUAUGUACUGUGAGAACUUUGCCGAGCACUCAUUGCGAAUGUGACACCGCC
This is a messenger RNA of Purpureocillium takamizusanense, 4224 nucleotides long. RefSeq lists its product as uncharacterized. The record is from RefSeq and is a predicted model, not a curated record. NCBI's taxonomy places the organism in Eukaryota, Fungi, Ascomycota, Sordariomycetes, Hypocreales, Ophiocordycipitaceae. Bases 825 to 3398 code for a protein of 857 amino acids. The transcript is spliced from 3 exons.